Messenger RNA from Poecilia reticulata (guppy), 2200 nucleotides. It is a transcript of the gene ssr1, whose product is annotated as signal sequence receptor, alpha. The record is from RefSeq and is a predicted model, not a curated record. Gene Ontology annotation, cellular component: endoplasmic reticulum membrane; endoplasmic reticulum. Lineage: Eukaryota; Metazoa; Chordata; Actinopteri; Cyprinodontiformes; Poeciliidae.
CUCUAGUGCCACAGCAGAAGAAGUCACYUGGGAACGGAGGCGCUUCAGCCUUGCAGUCUGACCGACACUGAAUGAAAACGCACUGAUUCCUGUUUGAAAAUGAUGAAGUUUCUGCCUAAACUGUUGCUGCUACUGCUGUUAGCCUUCCCGGUGACCAUUCUCCUCAAUGGCCCGGUGGUGAGCGCCCAGGAUCUGACGGAGGAUGAGGAGGCUGAGGCUGUGGAUGAAGACGUUGUGGAUGAUGUGACGGCUGAAGAUGAGGAUGAUGAAGCUGAAGUAGAAGACGAUGAAAACACAGAACUGACGGAGGAGAAAGAUGAGGAAGAGGAGGCGCUGGUGGGAGAGGUGAAGGCUUCGCCCAACGCCGACACCACCAUCCUGUUCGUCAAAGGAGAAGACUUCCCGGCCAACAACAUUGUGAAGUUCCUUCUGGGUUUCACCAACAAGGGAGGAGAGAACUUCAUGGUGGAUUCUCUGGACGCCUCCUUCCGUUACCCUCAGGACUACCAGUUCUACAUCCAGAACUUCACGGCGCUGCAGCUGGGCACCGUGGUUCCUCCGGGCCGCCAGGCCACCUUCGAGUACUCCUUCAUCCCGGCCGAGCCGAUGGGAGGCCGGCCGUUUGGACUCGUCAUCAACCUCAACUACAAGGACAGCAGCGGAAACGUCUUCCAGGACGCCGUCUUCAACCAGACCGUCACCAUCACUGAGAAGGAGGACGGGCUGGACGGAGAAACGAUCUUCAUGUACGUCUUCCUGUCCGGUCUGGGUCUGCUCGUCAUCGUCGGCCUUCAUCAGCUGCUGGAGUCCAGAAAGAGGCGGCGCCCGGCUCCUAAGGUGGAAACGGGAACAUCGAGCCACAACGACGUGGAUCUGAGCUGGAUCCCUCAGGAGACGCUCAACCAGAUCAUGCAGAGCCGCAGAGACAAAGCUUCUCCCAGACGAUCUCCUCGCAAGCGGAACCAGAAACGCUCGGCCGGCUCAGACGAGUGACGGGCCCCAUGGCAACCCUUCAUCUGUCCGCCAUGACAGGAGGAAGAGGAGGACUGAGGGCCGUCUGAGCGCGCUCAGUCCGUCCGUCUGCUGAGGAACUUGAACCAGUGCCAAGCACAGCGACGGCUGGCUCCACUUUCAGCUUAAAGACUGUCGAACACACACACACACACACACACACACACACGACUCCACUGCUUUUCAGUUAAAGGUUGUUUUGUUUUUUCUAACCAGAGGAGAGGAUUUGUUGUUUUUUAAGCCGUAGUGAUAAACUGCUGUCGUUGCCUGGAGACGGCGCCGCCUGCUGUUUCCUCUCUGCCUCGUGUUUCACUUUCAGCUUCAGGAUGUUUGUGGGAGGGAGCAGCUUUUGUCGACUCAGCAGGUUAAACACUGGUUGGUUAGUCGCAGCCCUGACCCAGUUCCUCUUUAGAUGAACUUUCAUCUCCUGCUCUCCACUUGAUGCUUUUCUUUAGUUUCAGGGUUUGAAUCUGAAACGUUGUCAACAUUUGGAUCACUUUGAAUUUUUUAAACUUUCUGUCAAUCUUUUAGUUUUUUUAUGUUGGAAAAUCUCACCUUUUCUCUUACAUUUAUGCCACCAAACAUCCUGAUAUCUGAUCAGAAAACCUCUAAAUUUGAUUGAUUAAAGUUAAUUUUUAUGCCGUUAAUGAUUUCUCCCUGAAAUCUGGAUUAAUCCAGAAUAAAAACAGGUUAAAUCUGCAGCCUGGUGAAUUAAAAAGGUCUGUAGCUGCUUGUGGUGAUGCGUUCAGGGUCAUCGGGUAUUUUAUGAUUUGUUUCAUGAGGCUGGGCUCCUGUAGAGGUGAUCUGGAGGUUUUUCUGGGUAAUGGUCUAGUUAAAACCUGCUGAACGGUUUCUCUCCAAGCCGCCCGUCUGGACCCAGAACCUCCACCAUCAGGUCGGGAAGACGUUGAACUGGAAGCACUGGUUUCUGGAAAAUGAAGUGGCUAAUAUAUUCCAGUUUGGUCUUAAAUGGGCGGGGCUUCUGUGGUGUUUGACUCACCACCAGGGGGCGGUGUUUGCGGUUCAGAGGCUGUUUGUUGGAUUCUGUUAAUUUGAAUUUUACUGUGAAGAAUCGGAACAAGCAGCGGAGACUCGGCUCUUCCUGGACUGACGUCAUUCAGUUUCAGGCUUUUUCUUUGAUUUGCUUUUGAAGAUGCAGAAAAUAAACUGAUGAUUUGCUGUAAAAAUG